GCUGAGUACCAGUCUAGCAAAGAAGAAGUCAAGGAGGUCCUGCAAGCCUUGGAAGAAUUGGCUAUGAAUUAUGACCAAAAAGCCCAGGAGAUUUUACUCAAAACAAAGGAGUUGGAGGAAACUCAAGAGGAACUCAGCAAACAAUCCCGCGUAAUGCAUACAAAAGAUGGCGAACUCAGUCAACUCAAGGACACAUAUAGUAAUCAGAAAAAGAAGUACACAGAAAUGAUGAGCAGUUUGCUCAAAGACUUGAUUGAUGUUGGCGAAUGCAUGAGCGACCAACUGACAAAACCAUCGUUUGGCGGGGCUGAACGUCUCGAUGAAGAGUUUACCGUUAUGCGAUUGUACAUUAGCAAAAUGAAAACUGAAGCCAAGUCCCUGCAGUCUCGUGUCCGUCAGUUGGAAGAGGAGCGUGUGCAGCAUGUCCAGUUGUUGCGCAAGAGCGAAGACGAGUCCAAAGAACUACAUACUCGACUUCACGGGCUGGAAGUCAAGCUGAGCACCCUUACGGACAAAGUGGAUGAAUCAGAGGCUCGCAAGCGUCAGUUGCAAGAAACUGUAGAUACUUUGAAUGCUGAAGUUGCUAAACUGCGAGCAAACGAACAGCUCAUGACUGGUACGGAUGCUCAGAGCCAACAAAUAUUAGCUGGACAGUCUUCGAUUCGAGCAAAACUAGACGAGGAGUUCAAACGACAGUCAGAACUCUAUGCAGCUCAGGUGAAAGAAUUGCGAGAUGAAGUCGACAAGAAACAGCGUAAAUUGGAGGAACUCAACGACCAAGUUCACAAUCUCAAAUUCCAAGGCGAUAAAUCAGACGAAGAGUUGGUCCGGUUGCGCAAGGAAUGCGAAGAGAAGAGUUCGAAGUUGGAACAACUGGAAAAAGCAGCCGAAAAACGCGAACAGGCUCGCCAGGAUCUGCGCGGAUUGGAAGAGACAGUCAUCAAAGAGCUCCAAACAUUGCACAAUCUUCGCCGGCUCUUCGUUCAGGAUCUCAACAGCCGAAUCAAGCGGUCGGACAAUCGUCUGAAAGCGUCACGAAACAGCUCCAGCACAAAUCAAUUAAACCAGAUCAAUUCCAAUUCCCCGGGUCAGCAACCCGGAGCGCAACCCAAUACCGAACAAUUGGUUGUAGACUUCGAUGACGAGGAUGAUUCUAACCAAGGUGGCUCGCUUGCCCAACGUGAAAAGAUAAUGUUCCUCGAGAACAACUUGGACCGGCUAACCAAAGUUCACAAACAGUUAGUGCACGACAAUGCCGAACUACGAUGUGAACUCCCCAAACUGGAAAAGCGUCUUAAAGCUACAGUCGAGCGUGUUCGCAGUUUGGAAUCUUCCCUUCGCGAAGCCAAAGAAGGCGCAAUGCGUGAUCGCAAACGCUACCAAUUGGAAGUGGAGCGUAUCAAGGAAGUGGUUCGUCAGCGCAAUAUUGCCGCCCGACGGGGUCAGUCCCAGAUUGCCAAACCAAUCCGCGCUGGUCAUGCUCCCACAGCUCCGUCUGCUGGUUUGGGGUCCAAUCCAUACGCUGUACGGCCUGGUGCAAUGGGUGCUCCGUGA
This is a messenger RNA of Echinostoma caproni, 1554 nucleotides long. The record is from the annotation of a GenBank genome assembly. NCBI's taxonomy places the organism in Eukaryota, Metazoa, Platyhelminthes, Trematoda, Plagiorchiida, Echinostomatidae.